Messenger RNA from Serpula lacrymans var. lacrymans S7.9, 1464 nucleotides. RefSeq lists its product as uncharacterized. The record is from RefSeq and is a predicted model, not a curated record. The transcript is spliced from 7 exons. NCBI's taxonomy places the organism in Eukaryota, Fungi, Basidiomycota, Agaricomycetes, Boletales, Serpulaceae. Bases 9 to 923 code for a protein of 304 amino acids. Gene Ontology annotation, molecular function: protein binding.
GAGUCCCGAUGGCAGAACAGCUUGACGAAACCCCAUCUCUAGCCACUCAAGAUAGUUCAUCUUUGCACAAGGAUGAUGGUUCGUUGACUUCUGGAGAUAUCCUGGACGACGCCCAGAUAGAGGAACGUCUUCGAGAUGCAGAUGAACUCAAGCAAGAUGGAAAUGAGGCAUUCAGAUCGAAAGAAUGGUCAUCAGCUCUCGUUUACUAUUCAACAGCAUUGGCAAAGUUGCCAAAGAGGAAAGAAACUGGACAUAAAGACCCUAUCAAAAACCUAAACGAAACCGAGUCUGGCCUUAAAGAAGCGGAGGAUCGAAAGGGUAAGGGCAAAGCAGACACCACUCAGAAACCCGAAACCACCCAAACGCCAGAACCCAUUCAAACGCCGUUGGAAGCAGAGUGCUCGAAAGCUAGAGCGAUAUUGAAUGCGAAUAUCGGAGCAUGUCGCAUGAAACUGGGUGACGACAAGGCAGCCGUAGAUGCUUGCACAGAAGCUUUGCGAGAUGACCCAAAAUAUGUCAAAGCCCUUCAACGCCGGGCAGCUUGCAAUGAAAAGAUCAAUAGUUGGUCGGCUCUCAGCAGUGCACAAGAAGAUUACCAGACAAUCAUAGAACUUGUACCUUCGAGCUCUCCCAUGAGCAAUGAUGCUAAGCGAUCAUUGUACUAUAUCAAACCUCGAGUGGAAGCUGCUCAAAAGAAAGAGACGGCAGAGAUGAUGGAUAAGUUUAAAGGCCUAGGAAAUACUAUCCUCGGAAAAUUCGGACUGUCGACCGACAACUUCAAGUUUGAACCAAACGGAAAAGGAGGCUAUAAUAUGAACUUCAGCCAAUGCGUACUACGUAGUAGCAUUCUGUCGGAAGAUCAAAGAUCAAAUCCUUUGAUGCAUUCGAUUAAGUAUUGUAUGCUGGCAUAUGAAUGUGAAUAACCGAACAAUGCAUUUUCAAUGGCGAGAUCAUGAACUAGGCAGAGAAAUUCUGUCAGAGCAUGACCUGUCGCCUUAAUUGUACCGUUCUAGAUUUUCAUUGACGACUCGUCAGAAGUACGCAAGUUUAGAAUGGAGCACAACAUAAGAUUUACCAUCCCAUAGCCAAAUAAUACCUCAUACUACAACAAUAGUACAUGUUCAUAUCCACCUGAUAUCUACGACAAUGAUGAAGAUCAGAUCUUCAACCAAGGCAACCGUGCUCGUCGUUCACGGCUGACAGAGCUCUCUACAGGGAGAUGAGAAAGUGGGAUGGUAGACGCACACGCUACUACUGUAGUGUUUCCUCGCGAUCGACUGAAGAAUGCCUUUAAAGAAGCGCCUGCAUUGCUCCGGCCUGGAGGAGCUGACAACGGUGGUCUAGUCCCAGCAGAUCGUCGACUGGCGCAGCCACUGCUCUCAGACCCAGCAUUAAAUGAACCAUUUGACGACGUAAAAGAGUGGUCAGUAGACGGAUCACUCAACGAAAUCAAGCUUGGGUUCC